GCCGCGCUCGUCUGCAGUUUAAAUGAACCAAAGCGUUUGUUUUCGGUUUUCACGAGUGAUAUAAAGUUGAUUAUUACUUAAUGUAACGCCUUUUUUUUCAUCCCCUGGACACAUCACACUUAAACUCAACUGAAACGGAUGAGGAUAAAAACUGCUGAAGCGACUGAUCUCCACACUGUUAUAAAGAUGGCGUUUAUUAAAGAGGAGAGCGAAGACCUGAAGAUUGAAGAAACAUUCACAGUCAAACAUGAAGAUCCUGAGGAGCAAAUAGAGCUGGUGAUGCUGAAAGAGGAGAACGAAGUAGAAGAGAAACCUUUCUUCUCAUCCGGAGAAGAAUCCACGAAAACCGAGCAGACGUCAUCUGAACACAGAGCUCAGGAGACCGAAUCGGACAGUUUCUUCAUUUGCAGUCACUGCGGACAGACUUUAAAUUCAAAGCGAAGCCUUGACGUCCACAUGAAAGUUCACACCGAGGACAAGCCUUACAGCUGCCAGGAGUGCGGGAAGAGAUUCGUUCAAGAGCGAAGCCUGAAACCCCACAUGAAAGUGCACAAUGGAGAAAAGCCCUACUCCUGCAGAGAGUGCGGGAAGAGUUUUGCUCAAAUUCAAAACCUUCAGACCCACAUGAGGAUUCACACCGGGGAGAAGCCUUUCAGCUGUCAGCAAUGUGGAAAGAGCUUCACUCAGAUCCAGAACCUCAACGUCCACAUGAGAGUUCACACCGGAAACAUGCCUUACACCUGCGCUCAGUGCGGGCAGUGCUUCACGCACAAGGGAAACCUCAACGCGCACAUGAGGAUUCACACGGGAGAGAAGCCGUUCAGCUGUCCGCAGUGUGGAAAGAGCUUCACUCAGAAACGAAACCUCACAGUCCACAUGAGGACUCACACCGGAGAGAAGCCGUUCACGUGCACUCAGUGUGGACAGAGCUUCACACACAAAGCGAGCCUCGUUACACACAUGAGGAAUCACUCUGAGGAGAAGCCUCUCGCGGCUCUGCAGAGAGACGUUAAGCCAUUUGAAGACUCUUUGGAAGAAGAAAAAAACCUGUCAGAAGGAUCAUCAACAGAACAAAUAUAGAUAUCUGCUUGAUGUAUCUGUGACGUAUGGAAAACUAUUUCCGGGUCCAGGCCGCUACUCAUAUGAGUUGAGAAAAUAUUCAUUUACUUUUCGUUCAUAUCACACUUUAAAGUGAAUUUUAUAUAUAGUCAUGGUGUAAACAACAGUCUCUGGACUUGCUGCAUCACAGACACAUAUUUUAAUAAGUUAUGAAAAAUUAAUCACUUUCUGGCCAUUGGAUGUUAG
Molecule: messenger RNA, 1305 nt
Organism: Danio aesculapii
Lineage: Eukaryota; Metazoa; Chordata; Actinopteri; Cypriniformes; Danionidae
Product: oocyte zinc finger protein XlCOF19
Exons: 3
Coding region: 139-1080 (313 amino acids)
Biological process (GO): regulation of transcription by RNA polymerase II
Molecular function (GO): RNA polymerase II cis-regulatory region sequence-specific DNA binding; DNA-binding transcription factor activity
Source: RefSeq, a predicted model, not a curated record